AUUCACCACGUUCCUUUCAUCUGCUUCCAAUCCAACCAAAUUGAAAAAAGCUUCAAAAUUUUCAUGUUGCAGCUAAAACCCUAACAAAAAACCCCCCAAAAAAACCCCUUUGCUACAUAACAAAAAUGGCUACGCUUCUUCCCUCAUCCCUCACAAACCCAAAUAAACUCCUCUCAUAUUCCUCACUCUUCCACAAUGCACCACUAUCCACUCCACCCUCUUCUCUCACAACCACCUCAGUUUCGAUUUACCCUAAAACGCAACGUUUUGGUCGUCGUUUUGGGUCCGUUAGAUGCUCUUUAGCUUAUGUUGAUAACGCAAAGAUUAAGGUCGUUGGAAUUGGGGGUGGCGGUAACAAUGCCGUUAACCGCAUGAUUGGUAGUGGUUUGCAGGGUGUAGAUUUCUAUGCCAUAAAUACCGAUGCUCAAGCGCUACUGCAUUCUGCGGCUGAGAAUCCUAUUAAGAUUGGAGAGCUUCUGACUCGUGGAUUAGGUACUGGUGGGAAUCCGCUUUUGGGUGAACAAGCUGCGGAGGAAUCGAAAGAGGCUAUUGCUAAUGCCCUUAAAGGAUCGGAUUUGGUGUUUAUAACAGCUGGGAUGGGUGGUGGUACAGGGUCUGGUGCUGCCCCUGUUGUGGCUCAAAUAUCAAAAGAAGCAGGUUACUUGACUGUCGGUGUUGUUACAUAUCCUUUCAGUUUUGAAGGACGGAAAAGAUCCUUGCAGGCACUUGAGGCGAUUGAAAAGCUUCAGAAAAAUGUUGAUACACUUAUUGUGAUUCCAAAUGAUCGUCUACUUGACAUAGCUGAUGAGCAGACGCCUCUCCAGGAUGCUUUUAGUCUUGCUGAUGAUGUUUUACGCCAAGGAGUUCAGGGAAUUUCAGACAUUAUAACAAUACCUGGACUUGUAAAUGUGGAUUUUGCUGAUGUAAAAGCCGUGAUGAAAGACUCUGGUACUGCAAUGCUCGGAGUAGGUGUUUCGUCCGGUAAAAACCGAGCAGAAGAAGCAGCAGAACAGGCUACUUUGGCUCCUUUAAUCGGAUCAUCUAUUCAAUCAGCCACGGGAGUAGUGUAUAAUAUUACCGGAGGAAAGGACAUCACGCUGCAGGAAAUCAACAGGGUAUCUCAGGUUGUGACUAGUUUGGCCGAUCCUUCCGCCAAUAUUAUAUUUGGAGCUGUUGUUGAUGAUCGUUACACCGGGGAGAUUCACGUGACUAUCAUCGCCACUGGCUUUUCACAGUCUUUUCAGAAGAAGCUGCUAACCGAUCCAAGGGCUGCAAAGCUUCUUGACAAAGUGGCUGAGGGAAAAGAAAGCAAGACAGUGCCUCCUCCCCUCAAGUCCUCAAACUCAUCUUCCAAAGUUGAGUCUAAAUCACCGACCCCAUGGAAGCUCUUUUAGUUGCAUAGUUUAAAUUUUCUUCUUCUUUUGUAGUCAUUCAGCUGUUUGAUGAUCUUAUUUGAUUUGUUGAGAUGCCAUCACACAUAUGGUUUAUGUAACAACACGCUUAAGUGUGUAUGUAGCUCACAGCCAUUUUUUGCUUAUGAAAAGGAUAUAUAUGUAUGAGCUUUUUUUCAGUGAACAACUGAAUAUAUUUAGAGUGA
Molecule: messenger RNA, 1597 nt
Organism: Vicia villosa (hairy vetch)
Lineage: Eukaryota; Viridiplantae; Streptophyta; Magnoliopsida; Fabales; Fabaceae
Product: cell division protein FtsZ homolog 1, chloroplastic-like
Exons: 6
Coding region: 126-1394 (422 amino acids)
Biological process (GO): microtubule-based process; cell division; chloroplast fission
Cellular component (GO): cell division site; cytoplasm; chloroplast
Molecular function (GO): GTPase activity; GTP binding
Source: RefSeq, a predicted model, not a curated record